UGAGGCCAAACAUGAGAGGCUGGCCCAGAUCAAUAGAUGAGUCAGGGCUCAGAGUAUAAAACCUUGGGAGCUCCAGUGCUCCUAACAUAAGCCAGCAUCUCCUCUCCUCACUCAGCUCCUGGUGCUUCAAGCUUCUCUCUCUCCUUAAACAAGAUGUCUCACCAGAAAAAGCAGCCCACCCCCAUGCCCCCAGUGGGCUGCGGGAAGACCUCCGGCGGGGGCGGCGGGGGCGGCGGGGGCGGCGGGGGCGGCGGAGGCGGCGGAGGCGGCCGAGGCUCCGGUUGCGGCGGCUACUCUGGAGGCGGUGGAGGCUCCAGCUGCGGAGGCUACUCAGGAGGAGGCGGAGGCUCCAGCUGCGGGGGCUACUCCGGCGGCGGCGGAGGCUCCAGCUGCGGAGGCUAUUCAGGCGGCGGCGGCGGCGGCGGCGGUUCCAGUGGGAGUGUCAAGUACUCCGGAGGUGGUGGCAGCUGCGGGGGCGGCGGAGGCUCCAGCUGCGGAGGCUCCAGCUGCUCCAGCUGCGGGGGCUACUCCGGGGGCGGCGGAGGCUCCAGCUGCGGGGGCUACUCCGGGGGCGGCGGAGGCUCCGGGCAGCAGGUUCAGUGCCAGAGUUACGGAAGCAUCUCUAGCGGCGGCUGCGGCGGGGGCUCUUCCGGCUGCGGGAGCGGCGGGGGCUCCUCCGCCUGCGGGGGCGGCGGGGGCUCCUCCAGCUGCGGGGGCGGCGGGGGCUCUUCCGGCUGCGGGGGAGCUGGCUACUUCUCCUCGCAGGAGACCACCCAGACCUCCUGCAUGCCGCAGCAGAGCUACGGAGGGGGCUCUUCCUGCUCUGGGGGCGGCGGCUCCUCUGGAGGCGGCGGCAGCUGCUUCUCCAGUGGUGGGGGGUCGUCCUGCGGUGGGGGCGGCGGCUCCUCCGGGGGCGGCGGCAGCUGCUUCUCCAGUGGUGGGGGGUCGUCCUGCGGUGGGGGCGGCGGCUCCUCCGGGGGCGGCGGCAGCUGCUUCUCCAGUGGUGGGGGGUCGUCCUGCGGUGGGGGCGGCAGCUCCGGUGGGGGCUCCGGAGGUGGCAAGGGCGUCCCGAUCUGCCACCAGACCCAGCAGAAGCAGGCGCCUACCUGGCCAAGCAAAUGCUUCUCUCUCUCCUUAAACAAGAUGUCUCACCAGAAAAAGCAGCCCACCCCCAUGCCCCCAGUGGGCUGCGGGAAGACCUCCGGCGGGGGCGGCGGGGGCGGCGGGGGCGGCGGGGGCGGCGGAGGCGGCGGAGGCGGCCGAGGCUCCGGUUGCGGCGGCUACUCUGGAGGCGGUGGAGGCUCCAGCUGCGGAGGCUACUCAGGAGGAGGCGGAGGCUCCAGCUGCGGGGGCUACUCCGGCGGCGGCGGAGGCUCCAGCUGCGGAGGCUAUUCAGGCGGCGGCGGCGGCGGCGGCGGUUCCAGUGGGAGUGUCAAGUACUCCGGAGGUGGUGGCAGCUGCGGGGGCGGCGGAGGCUCCAGCUGCGGAGGCUCCAGCUGUGGAGGCUACUCCGGGGGCGGUGGAGGCUCCAGCUGCGGAGGUGGAGGCUCCAGCUGCGGGGGCUACUCCGGGGGCGGCGGAGGCUCCAGCUGCGGGGGCUACUCCGGGGGCGGCGGAGGCUCCGGGCAGCAGGUUCAGUGCCAGAGUUACGGAAGCAUCUCUAGCGGCGGCUGCGGCGGGGGCUCUUCCGGCUGCGGGAGCGGCGGGGGCUCCUCCGCCUGCGGGGGCGGCGGGGGCUCCUCCAGCUGCGGGGGCGGCGGGGGCUCUUCCGGCUGCGGGGGAGCUGGCUACUUCUCCUCGCAGGAGACCACCCAGACCUCCUGCAUGCCGCAGCAGAGCUACGGAGGGGGCUCUUCCUGCUCUGGGGGCGGCGGCUCCUCUGGAGGCGGCGGCAGCUGCUUCUCCAGUGGUGGGGGGUCGUCCUGCGGUGGGGGCGGCGGCUCCUCCGGGGGCGGCGGCAGCUGCUUCUCCAGUGGUGGGGGGUCGUCCUGCGGUGGGGGCGGCGGCUCCUCCGGGGGCGGCGGCAGCUGCUUCUCCAGUGGUGGGGGGUCGUCCUGCGGUGGGGGCGGCAGCUCCGGUGGGGGCUCCGGAGGUGGCAAGGGCGUCCCGAUCUGCCACCAGACCCAGCAGAAGCAGGCGCCUACCUGGCCAAGCAAAUAAGGCCAGUUGGACGCCGCGGAGACUGAGGAGCUAGAGCCGUUUUCCGUGGGCGCCUAUGGGCUCAGCGCUCUCUUGAUAUUGCCGAGGUUCCCAAAUGCUUCGUGUGUUACACCCAGACGAAGCCUUAGAGUUCUGGGGCUGCUUCUUGUUCUGCAGGUUUUCCUCUUUGGUUUCUGUACAAUUACCUCCCAACCCCAGUGCCUCCUCAGUCAAUAAAUUUGCAAUUCAUGAGAA
This is a messenger RNA of Neofelis nebulosa (Clouded leopard), 2394 nucleotides long. RefSeq names its product loricrin cornified envelope precursor protein (gene LORICRIN). Gene Ontology annotation, molecular function: structural constituent of skin epidermis. Lineage: Eukaryota; Metazoa; Chordata; Mammalia; Carnivora; Felidae. The record is from RefSeq and is a predicted model, not a curated record. The transcript has 4 exons. Gene Ontology annotation, cellular component: cornified envelope; cytoplasm. The coding region runs from base 154 to 2160 and encodes 668 amino acids.